CCGCCAUCUGUUCACUGGAGCCGUGUGUGCUCAGAUUUAUUCUAGUUUUGCGAAAGAAAUUUGAAGGACACAGUCGCCAUCUGUUCACUGGAGCCGUGUGUGCUCAGAUCUGAACGUUCAAACGUCACUACUACUUCUACUACUGGAUCUGCUGGUCAAAUCUAGUUGUUCACACAACCUGUAAUUUAACGAAAAUACUCCACUACAGAGUCGACGCCCUGCCCCGCCCCUUUGUCCGUCCAUUUGCCUUGAUUUUUGAAAUUUCAAAUCAUUUCUAUCCAACCGUCAAAGAACCCGGCGAGAAUCGAAGCCGCACCAAAUGUUCCUUCCACUGCGUUUGCUCUAUGUAGUGGUUAUUCUUUUUUUCUCCAAUUGUACCAGCACUGCAAUGCCUAUGGUUAAACCAGAAACCCCCAAAGACGAGUCGCCUCUUGAAAAUAUUCCCGUGAAACUCUGGCGUUCCCACAAUGGCGAAAUGCUUGACCCCAAAACGGAGAUUACACCGUGUUCUGCUGAAGAUAAACUUCGAGGAUGCGUGAUAUCUCCUGAGGAAUGGCAAAUUUCGGUUGAUGGUUUGUAUUAUGGAGUUGUUCAAGAAGGGUAUCGGUUGAAAGCCACUUCAACGAAGCAUCUCAAAGGAACAAUUGAUGCAUCCAAGGGGUUGUUGUUGGGCACCGUUAGUUUUCCCUACAUGUGGAGAAAGGUGAGAUUUUUGGAUGAUUUGCGCAAGGUUGAGGUCGGUGGGAGGUUCGAGUAUUCUGAUUCUGUGGUGAAAAAGAUGCGGAAUUCGCAUUAUGCGACGUGUCGGUGGAAGAGUGAUGAAGGGGAUGAAUAUUCCACGACAUGGGAUGCUAUGUACAAAAAGGUGGAGGUGCCUAUUUAGAAUCAGAUUUAGUGCUACUUUCUUUGUUUUUUUUUGGCGCCCUUAGCUGGUGUAGAAAGCGCCAGCACCUACGAAUCUUCUUACACUUUCAGUGCCGAACAAGGCGUCUCAUUCUGCUCUCUGUUGGAUUCUUGGACUGCUAUUUCUUUUUUCACGCGCUCAACGUGCGCAGUAUUCGUCACCUCGUUCACUUGAAGCAAACGGCUUAAGGCUCACCUGUACUGUGACUCCGAAUUCGCCUUGACCAAGGGUUGACAAUAUUUGGUGUUAGGCUAGGCUAGUCUUCUUCGACGUAUCUGGGACGCUCUUCUCGCAACUGACAAACCUACAAUAACGACGACAACUUCACAAAAUAACCACUGUUCAUUAUUAAUCCGCUGCCGAAUCGGAAUAUCCAUAAAUCACUCGUAUUA
Messenger RNA from Lentinula edodes (shiitake mushroom), 1296 nucleotides. RefSeq lists its product as uncharacterized. The coding region runs from base 320 to 883 and encodes 187 amino acids. The transcript has 3 exons. The record is from RefSeq and is a predicted model, not a curated record. NCBI's taxonomy places the organism in Eukaryota, Fungi, Basidiomycota, Agaricomycetes, Agaricales, Omphalotaceae.